This is a messenger RNA of Rhizoctonia solani, 912 nucleotides long. RefSeq lists its product as uncharacterized. The record is from RefSeq and is a predicted model, not a curated record. The coding region runs from base 1 to 912 and encodes 303 amino acids. Lineage: Eukaryota; Fungi; Basidiomycota; Agaricomycetes; Cantharellales; Ceratobasidiaceae. The transcript is spliced from 3 exons.
AUGCGUUUUGCGACCGUAGCCUCUGCUGUGACCGUCUUGGUCAGUGCUGCUGCUCCCGCCGUGGCCACCUUCAAUCUUCGCUGCAAUCUCGGAAGCUGGUACUGGAAGGACAAGGACUGCUGCAUUAAGGUUGGCGGACCCAUAUCUCCGCCCAGCCCUCCCUCUGGGAAUGCUUGCCCCAACUUGUGGUUCUGGAACAAGGACACCAACUGCUGUGCCCCUCGGUACACUCCCCCUUACAACCAGCCAUCGUGCAGCAACGGAUGGGUCUGGAAUCCCAGCACAUACUCUUGUCGCCCGCCUGCUACACCCCCACCAAAGAACAAUGAUUGUGGCGACAACAAAUGGUGGUGGGGUGGUCGCUCUUGCUGUCUUCCUCACGGAAACCCAUCGCCGCCGCUCCCUCCUCGCGGAAACAACUGCCCACCCAGUUGGUACUGGCAUGGACAACAAGGCUGCUGUGUACCUCAGCACCCUCCACCAACGCCUGUUCCGUCUUGCCCUCCCAACUGGGAGUGGAACCCUUACACCCAAUGCUGCAAGCCUACCCCUCCUACUCCACCUGGCCCCCAACCGAGCAAGCGCGCUACUACUGAUACCAAGCGCCACAAUGCUGUCCCUCAGCACAAGAAGAAGGCGACUGCCCAGUACACCGAGCUCGAGGCUUUCUUCUGCCCCGCGGGCAUGACCGCUUGCCCUAUCGGCGGGAUCUUCAGCACCGAGUCUGAAUGCUUCGAUACGCUUUCCGACCUGAAAUCUUGCGGAGGUUGCGCUUCGGUGGGCGCUGGACAAGAUUGCUCUGCGAUCCCCAACGUUAGCGUCUCGUCGUGCGAGAGCGGCGGUUGCACUGUCUUGUCUUGCAACGAAGGUUAUACCGUUAGCGAAGACAAACAAUCGUGCGUUGCCAUCUAA